AUGUACGGCAUCAUCUGGAACAACAAAGACCUCACCGUCUUCUUGGUCGACAUACCGGGAUCCAUCGCCGCCGCGCAAGUCUUGAAACUUCAGCGCAACACUUCACACCCGCUUUCGGGUCAGCCGGUGCUCCAACCCUACGACAACAUUCCAAAGGGCAGGUCUGAGAAAAAAAGAAUGGCGAUGGAAGAGAACGUUCCUCCCAUGAUGAAGUUGGUCUACGAAGAGAUCCGGCCUUACGUUUCGGAUGCUCUCGAUCAAAUCAAAGCCGCUCUCAAGACUAAGCUCUGGUGCGAGGACCGCUACUACGUCGCAAAACCAUUCCGCGAUCAGGUAUUGGAGCAGGAAAACGAAGACCCCAAUGGUGAUAAAGGUCAUACGGUACGCGAUUCUGCACUCGGUUCUGACACAGGUACUACUGAUGAUCGAGUCGGAGCGCUCAAGAUUCCCGCCAAGUUGAUGCACUUCCUUGUGCAAGGCUACCCUCACAUCCGCAAAGCAGAGAGUCAAGGUCCCAAUGAUGAGCCGCCGUCAUUCCCUCAAGACCUCCAUAGAUUUCUCCACAAUCCCCACGAUACUACACUGAAACUCUCAUACGUUCCCGACAAUGAGACCGCCGAAGAUAUGAAGAGACGCGGAGAGACAAAGGCUUAUGGAGAGCAAACGCCGGCAUACGGGAAGCCACAGAGAUUCCGCAUCCCACCCGCUGCGACCGUCAUCCUGGGAGACUGCAAAAAUGGCCGGGAUCUACACAGAGCUGUGGAGUACAUGCACAACGAGCAUGAUCACCCAAAGAAAUUCGACCUGAUCAUCAUGGACCCUCCGUGGUCUAACGCCUCUGCAAAGGCGACCGGCUUCUACGACACGUUCGGGUCGGUCACCGGAAUGGACACCAUGUUCGACAGGAUGGAUCUUGACUCGCGCAUUGCUCGUGGAGGGUUCAUUGGUGUCUGGGUCACUAACUCGGAACAAAAGCGCAGCUACGUGCUUGGUCCGCAGGGACUCUUUGCCAGGUGGGGGGUCGCUCUUGUCGAGGAAUGGGUGUGGGUGAAGACGACAGUUGAUGGCACGCCUGUCAUCGAUCUAGACAGCACUUGGCGUAAGCCAUGGGAGUGUCUGUUACUGGGCCAGGCGCCUGACAAGCCUGGUGUCCGCUGGCCGCCUGUUGGCAACUGGCCUGUCAAGAGGCGGGUGAUUGCCGCGGUGCCAGACUUACACUCGGUGAAGCCCUGUUUGAAGCCCGUCAUCGAGAAGGUCUGGCGGAAGGCCGAGGGCCAGUACACGGCUCUCGAGAUCUUUGGCCGGGUCUCCGUGGCGGGAUGGUGGACUUGGGGGAAUGAGGCGAUCAAGUUCAACUGGGACAGGUACUGGUUGGCUGACGGCGAGAAGAGGGAGGGGGUGGAGAAGUGGGAUGGGGAGGAGUACCUGUCCCAGCGGGACUUGGUCGCCGCGGGGGAGGACAGGAGUGAGGAGAAGCCGGCUGCUUUGGAGAAGGUCGGCGAGAAGAGGAAGGCCUCUUCUCUAGAGUAG
Diplodia corticola is the source of this 1530-nucleotide messenger RNA. RefSeq names its product mt-a70 family. The transcript has a single exon. Lineage: Eukaryota; Fungi; Ascomycota; Dothideomycetes; Botryosphaeriales; Botryosphaeriaceae. The record is from RefSeq and is a predicted model, not a curated record. Gene Ontology annotation, molecular function: nucleic acid binding; methyltransferase activity. Gene Ontology annotation, cellular component: nucleus; RNA N6-methyladenosine methyltransferase complex. Bases 1 to 1530 code for a protein of 509 amino acids.